This is a messenger RNA of Polistes dominula (European paper wasp), 1076 nucleotides long. RefSeq names its product Elongator complex protein 5 (gene Elp5). Gene Ontology annotation, molecular function: tRNA binding. Gene Ontology annotation, biological process: tRNA wobble uridine modification. Lineage: Eukaryota; Metazoa; Arthropoda; Insecta; Hymenoptera; Vespidae. Gene Ontology annotation, cellular component: nucleus; cytosol; elongator holoenzyme complex. The record is from RefSeq and is a predicted model, not a curated record.
AGAGUUCAACGUGGAGACUAUCAGCCACGUGAUUAUAAUGUGACCCGAUAUGCAGUGCGAUUAAGAACCAGUUACGACGCAAAAUCUUAUUUACUUAUAAAAUUCAACUUGAUAUGCCGUAUUUUUGUUUUAUUCAAUUGUCAAAGAUCUUUGAUAUAGAAAAAUCAAAAUGAUCAAAUUAAAAACUUUGCCACUGCUUGAUAGAACAAGCACAACCAUUGUGGAAGAAGAUAUCAAUGUACCUUAUGGUAAAGUUCUUAUAGCAGGAUGGUUGAAAAUCUGGACAGAAGUAGAACCUAACAGUAUUAUAGAAUUACUAACUUUUGUAAAUCCAAAAUCUUGGUAUUUAAAUGGACCAAAACCAUAUACAUUAAAUAAUGUUAAAAUAUCUGAUUAUUAUACAGUUGAUGUAAAUAAAUGUGAAGAAAAUAUUGUUAAUAUUUUAGACGAUAUACUUAACAAAGUAACACAAAAGUCUAUAAUAUUUCUUGAUAAUUUGGAUUCUUUGAUACUAUAUGCAGGUCUUGCAAAUUCAUUACGAUUUGUAGAAAAUUUAAAUAAAAAAAUUGAACGAUUAAUUUGUCUCUUUAGAAGAGAUUGUAUACCAAAUAAGAUAUUAUCUAUUGAAACUCUUGGAAAUACAUAUGUUAGAUUGCAUAAAUAUCAUGGUAUACAUUCAAAUAAUGAAUUUACUUAUAUUGCAAAUUAUACACAUCGCAAAUCAGGAGGCAAAAUAUUGCUUGGGUCAGAAUUAGUGAGACAAGACAUGACAACAUAUGAGAUACAAUCAGAAGAUCUUAAAACACAAUUUAAUUCUGAAAAAAAUUCAAUGCCUACAAAUGACGCUGCAAAAAUUGUAUCUUCAUUCCGAUUAGAAAUAAAUGAACAUGAAAUGAGACAAAAAGAAAACACUCCAUUACCUUAUAUACCUGCAACACAAAUGGUAAAUAAUGAAUGUAAGAUUUUAUAUGUACCAGAUGAAGUAGAUGAUUUGGAUGAGGAAGAUCCUGAUGAUGAUUUAUGCAUAUAAUUUGUAUAUUAUGAUUAGGUAUAUAAUAUAAAUCUAUUCAAACAUA